GUUCGCGCCUGGAGACGCCUCCCCCACUACCACGGGACCACAAAGAAGUCAUCGCUGCUGCAUCGCUCAGACCCAUGUCUCCUGGAUCAAUGGGACCGCCCUCACUCCCUGCCUCAGCUUACAAGAAACGACCGCAAACGCCAACCAUCAAGACAAGCAACAGCAAUCUCACUCCCAUGA
This is a messenger RNA of Bipolaris victoriae FI3, 180 nucleotides long. RefSeq lists its product as hypothetical. NCBI's taxonomy places the organism in Eukaryota, Fungi, Ascomycota, Dothideomycetes, Pleosporales, Pleosporaceae. The record is from RefSeq and is a predicted model, not a curated record. The transcript has a single exon. The annotation marks the transcript as partial.